This is a messenger RNA of Phaeoacremonium minimum UCRPA7, 741 nucleotides long. RefSeq lists its product as hypothetical. NCBI's taxonomy places the organism in Eukaryota, Fungi, Ascomycota, Sordariomycetes, Togniniales, Togniniaceae. The transcript has a single exon. The record is from RefSeq and is a predicted model, not a curated record. Bases 1 to 741 code for a protein of 246 amino acids.
AUGAAGUCCACAAUCCUCGCCUUCACCGCCUUCACGGCGCUCGCCAUGGCUGGCGGUGAUCACGACGACGACUACGAUGGUCACAAGCCAAAGCACUGGCCUACCUGGUCGCAGCCGACUGAGGAUUGCGACUCUACCACCACAAAGGUCUGGAAGACCAAGACCUGGGGCCACAAGCCCAAGUGGACGACCAGCACCGUCUAUGCCACUUCUACCCAGACCGUCACAAGCUGCGCACCCACCGUGACUCUCUGCCCCGCCCACAGCACAGUCCUGACCACCGUCGUCGUCCCCGUCAGCACCACCAUCUGCCCCGUCACAGAGACAGAGACAGAGGAGACAGUCACCGCAACCCCUGCCCCAUCCACCUCCACCGUCGUCAUCAGCUACUCCGAGGCGCCGGCCCCGACGACGACAGCAGAGGAGAUCACCACAUAUGCCCCGCUGCCCUCGUCGUCAGAGGUGCCCUCGUACUCGCUACCGCCCGUCGAGAGCUCGCCCGUCGUCAGCGUGAGCAUCGAGACCCCCGUGUCCAGCGUGCCGAUCGUCUCGGCCACCACCGUCGUCACUCCGCCAGUCAUCACGGCGACGCCCGUGCCUACCACCACGGAGGUCGGCACCAUCAGCGCUGCGCCCACCACCACGACGGGCGCCGUCGUCACGGCCGGUGCGGCGCUGAAUGCUCAGCGUGCCGGCGGUGCGCUGGCUGCUGCUGCGGCGCUCGUUGCUGCCCUGAUCUAA